AUGCAAUAUCAUAUCACCAAAAUCCCUUCGCUGCUCGCCGGCUAUGACAUCCCCCGUCUUGUCACUGUCGAUGAGCACAUCAACCCCGUGCAAGGCCUGAUCGUACUAUGUCGAGUAACAAUUACAAGAGACCGGAUGAACGCCUUGGAAGACACAAAUCCCAGGGACUUCACCACUGUGUCCGACGAUGACAUCCUACCCGUCAUCCUGGGCAAGCGACACGCCAUCCGCGGAUACAGCGGUGACGUACCGAGCAAGCUAUCCCCAGGGGAUACCAUCGAAUUACUCUGCGAGAGUGGAUUCGCCGGCGUUCUACAAGGCGGAAAUGAAGACUACGGCUGUCCACCAACGUUGACAGCGCUAGGUACUAUCCCUGGCGCGGACGGACGACCGCUCACGAUUAAAGCCACCGUUCCACCUCUGCCGACCAGCAACGAGAUCCCUCGUCUGGCCCCGCUGAUUGGGGUCGCGGGUACGUGCAUGGAAGUCGGCAAGACGGGAAUGGUUCGCCAAUUGAUCCGUCAGUUGACCGCGAAGGGCCUGCGCGUCGCAGCCUGCAAAGUGACCGGCUCGGCUUCCCCGCGCGAUAAGCCCAAGUUGCGACGAGAAGGCGCGGAUCCAGUAUAUGCGGUGCAUGACGGUGGGAUUCCGUCAACUUGUGGUGAUGUUGGUGAGGUGAUUACUUCGGCCUUGCGAGUACUAGUGGCAGCAAGUCAAAGUGAUCCCGAUGUGAUCGUUGUGGAGUUUGGAGAUGGGAUUCUAGGCGGCUAUCAUGUAAAGGACGUCUUGGCGUGUGAGGCAAUUCAGAGGAAUAUGCUUGCUCUCGCCGUUGCGGUGUCGGAUCUUGUUUCAGCUUGGGGUGCCAACGAGCUUCUCGGUCAGAUUAGCAUGGAGGUUUCUGUUUUCACUGGGGUUUGUGUGAAUAGUGAAUCUGCGCAGAGGUUCAUCGAAAAGGAGAUGGGAGUUUUGGCAGAAAGCAAUCGGUCUGACCUUCCAAGGACAUUGAAACUGAUCAAAUCGAAGUUUGAUGCAUGGCAGCCAAAUUGA
Messenger RNA from Aspergillus melleus, 1047 nucleotides. RefSeq lists its product as uncharacterized. The coding region runs from base 1 to 1047 and encodes 348 amino acids. The record is from RefSeq and is a predicted model, not a curated record. The transcript has a single exon. Lineage: Eukaryota; Fungi; Ascomycota; Eurotiomycetes; Eurotiales; Aspergillaceae.